CUUUGACCAGUAUCUACUCUCCGCAUCUGCCUUGAACUCGUUGAAGUGGAUAUUGCCGGAGUGUUGAAACAGUUGCAGAAAGCACGGAGGCGCUCUGAAUGUCAAGCUGCAGCCGCUCUCCUGUAGCCAGUGUAGGUGGUGGUGAGUGACAGGCUCGUGGCAGGGUGCGGCGAUGACUCGCGUCGAGGAGCCUCUCUUGGGGUCCAGCUCCAGAGCUGCGCCUGAUCACGGAUCAGAUGAAAUUCGUGACUACAAUGGAGCAAGGAACAAGCUCGGGAGCCAGACCACUGCAUCUGGGGCAUCGGUCAGCCGCGCACAGGCCCUAGCCUCCGGCAGCACCAUCGAGCGUGCAGCGGCCCUGGUUGACCUGGCAGAAGACGGCAUCGGCCUGCCGCUGGACCUCAUACACAGUGCAGACUUUGGCGAGCGGACGCGCCUCUACUUUCUAUACAACACCUUUGACCCCCUCUGGACGCUCAACAUCAUUCUUCUCCUGGUGCUCAACUUCAUCGAGGUUCCGUCCUGGUGUUCUAAUGCCUGGCCGCAUCCGUGCGGGGGCGACAACACGGAUGCUUACCACCUGGGCGACGUGCCUUACCUCCACCCAAAGGUGUUCAACAUAGUGGAGCUGGUGUCGCUAGCACUGCUGAUUGCACAGGUGCUCUUGCCUCUGACAUUUGAAGGCCCAGAACACUUCUGGAAAGACCGGCUAAACAGGACCUUUGUGUUCCUGAGCGCCCUGCUUGCCGCUGAUGUCAUCCUCUACAGCAUCGGGCUCUGGGCAGGAUUCUGGAGUCUGCCUGCGGUCCUCUCAUUCCGAUUGGCUCCAUAUCUAAGGGUGGUCACGGUGUGUUGCUCCGAGUCUGAGAUCCGCAAGGGCCUGCGCAUCCUGUUUGGCAUCAUCCCAGGGUUCCUGGACAUGAUGACCCUCGUUGGCAUCUGGCUUCUCUUCUCCGCGUGGCUUAUGUACCUCCUUUUCGAGGAUUCCCUCCAGGGCGAGCUGACGUUCACGAGCUACCGCGCCACGCUGAACGAGGCCAUCAUCGCUAUGUUCACGGGCAGCAACGUGCCCGACUUCUGGAUGCCCGCCUUCAACCAGAACCGCAUCGCCUGCCUUGUUUUCAUGGCGUUCCUGUUCAUCUCGACCAACUUCUUCAUGAGCCUGAUCCUGGCGGUUGUGUACAACGGGUACAAGGACCAGCUGACAAGCGAGUACAAACAGAGCUACAUGCAGCGCCACUCGAUUCUGUCAGCCGCGUUCGGCCUGCUCGACGAAGAGAACAAGGGCCACCUGGAUAUUGGACAGGUCAGCAGCCUGCUGCAAGCCCUCAACAAGUACCGCAACAUGCCCGAUAUUUCCAAAAAGGAAAUGGAGCACAUCUUCCUGGCGUUGGACGACUCCGGCGACAACCUCAUUUCGGAGGACGAGUUCUCGGACCUGUGCGUCGCCAUCCGGCUGCGAUUCGUCAAGACGGACGAGCCCACGCUCCUCGAGAAGUACCUCCCCCGUGUUGCCGCCUCCCGCUCGUACGCCGGCUUCAAGGCGCUUGUGCAGAGCGCGCGCUUCGGGCAGCUGGUGCAGGGCGUGCUUUUGGUCCAGGCGGUCAUCAUCGCCAUCGAGUCCGCCUUCGACGUGCAGGACAACACCAAGCUGCAGGCGGUGUGGCUGAACAUCGAGAUGGCGUUCGGGUGGCUGUUUUUGGUGGAGCUGGCAGCCAAGCUGCUCGCGCACGGUACCGCCAACUACUGGCGCAAGGGCUCCAACCGCUUCGACAUGCUCGUCACCCUGGGAGUGGUCGCCACUCAGCUGCUGAUCCUGAGCGACGUCCUCCCGGCGGAGAGCAUCCGGUACGCGCUGAUCCUGUGCGUGCUGCGGCUGGGCCGCGUGCUGACGUCCGUCGAGCGCUACUCCGUCAUCAUGUCCGCCUUCUUCAGCCUCUGGCAGGUCGUCUUCCCGGUGAUUGGCGUCACGUACUGCUUCAGCUCCAUCUUCUGCAGCAUCGGCAUCGAGCUGUUCGGAGGCAAGGUGUUCGACGGCUCGCCAAGCAUCCGAGGCACGUCUUACGAGCACAGCAGCUACAUGGCCAUGAACUUCAACGACUUCGCCUCAGGAAUGGUGCUAAUUUUCCAGUGGCUCAACGGCACGCUCUACUCGGACUGGCAGUCCAUCGCGUCCAACAUCUACCCCUCCCCCUGGAUCCGCGCCUACUUCGUCGCCUUCCUCGUGCUCGGGACCAUCUUCAUCAUGAACGUUUUCAUCGGCUUCGUGUUUGACGCGUACUACACGCAACAAGAGAUCAUGGCCAACAAGGGCGGCAACGAGCGGAGCGCGCUGCGGCUGGAGGGCGUGCACGGGGCGAACGUGGAGGUCGAGCUCAGCGACCGCUUCCAGCAGGUUAUGGACCGGAUGCUUGGUGGCGAGGAGCUGAAAAAACUAACCUCUCAGAAGGGCAUGGCACAGGAGGGAACUUAACGGCUCCCACUGUGAUGCAACAUUGCUUCUCACUUCUUCGUACCUUGAUGAGCCCAAACUUUCUUCUCCAGACUGUGAUGCCAGAAGCAGACUGGCGAUACGAAUUAAGGUUGUACUACCUGCUCAAUUGUCUCGCUAUCGAGCUCGCAGAGAAUCAUGAAUGAUGUUGUAGAAGCUUUAUGGAUGCACAAGAGGCCUUUUGAUCAGACGUGUUUGUGAUUGCACGGCAAAGACGAC
Molecule: messenger RNA, 2710 nt
Organism: Klebsormidium nitens
Lineage: Eukaryota; Viridiplantae; Streptophyta; Klebsormidiophyceae; Klebsormidiales; Klebsormidiaceae
Source: the annotation of a GenBank genome assembly